CAAACUCCGGUAAACGGUGAACGCAAUAAGCGGCAAAAAAUCACACAUAAAUUAUUUGAAGUGCAGAAAGAAAUUAAAGAAGAAGACAAUCAGAAUUUUCAGAAGUAAAAAUAUGAGGAAACAGACAUGUAUUUAUAAGCCAACAAAGGAUAGUGUGAACAAGUCUAAUUGUGCCUUAUCAGAAAAGUCACAACUAUUCAUUUUUCAUUCACACCUUUUAAAAGCCCAACAAUUUCUUCCUUUUACUAAUUCAGUAUUCUAAAAAUAGUUUUUAUUUUAUUUAUUUUGCCAAAUUAAGAAAGAUUUAAUAUUUUCAUUCAAUAUUACUUAUCAUUAAGCACAGACGCUCCUCAAUCAUUGCUUUGUUGAUAGGAUUUUAAUUACAUCAAUAAGGAUAAUUUAGUAAAAUAAACUCUCAAUAAAUAACUUAUAAGUGGAACAUAAAGUUGUAAAAGGGAACGGUGGAAGACAACAAAGUCUACUAUGGUGGCGGAAACUAAUUUUUACUAUCAAAUCGGACCAUAUAAAAGAAAUUCACGUAAGUACUGAACGGAAAAGUCAAUUAUGGUGGCAGAAAAUUCAUGACAACCCAAUCUUGACAAAAUCAUAAUAGUACCUCGUUGGCUUAAAUCAAAUUUUAUGAGCUCAAUAUAACAUUUAUAGCUUUCCCAAAAUAACAAAUGGAUAAAUUAACAUUAAUUCCUCUGGAACAGAAAUUCCCUUUCUAUAUAAACCUGAAGCAUGCAUGAAUGAAUUUCCAUAAACAUAAAAUAAGAUCGUUAAUUCCUUUCUGAGAUAUAUGGAGACACAACAAUUACCUUUGAUCUUUAUUUCACUCUUGUUAUUCCUUUCCUUCAUCUUAUGUUUAGUUCAUCUAUGGAAGAAAUCAAAAACCUUUAACAAAAAAAGACUGCCUCCAGGACCAUGGAGUCUACCUUUGGUAGGGAACUUGCACCAAUUAAUGAACGGUCGUUUGCCACAUCAUACUUUGAGAAGUCUAUCACAAAGAUAUGGACCGAUCUUUCAUUUACGUUUAGGAGAAUUAUCAAUUGUUGUUGUAUCUUCACCUGAGAUGGCGAAAGAAAUUAUGAAAACCCAGGACCUUCGCUUUGCUAAUAGACCUGAAUUUAUGUUUGGAGAAAUUAUUAUGUACAAUCAUACAGACAUUAUAACUUGUGCAUAUAGUGAUUACUGGAGAAAUAUGCGCAAAGUGUGCACCAUCGAACUUCUAAACGCAAAGAUGGUCAAAUCAUUUAGUUCGAUUCGACAAGCAGAGAUGGAAAGUCUCGUUUCAUCGCUUAAUUCUAUGCCUAAUGACACAUUGAUCAACUUGUCACACAGAAUUUUUUGGUUUACAAGUUCUGUAACUUGUAGGUCGGCUUUUGGAAAAAUAAUACAUGGUCAAGAUAAAUUGAUAAUGUUGAUAAAGGAUGUCACAUCGUUAGCUACAGGAUUUGACUUGGGUGAUUUCUUUCCUUCCCGAAAAUGGGUUCAUGAGGUUAGUGGAUUUAAGUCAAAAAUAUUGAAGGUUCACAAAAAAGCUGAUGUAAUUUUGGAGAAUAUCAUUAAUGAGCAUAGGGAAAAUCGAACAAAUGGUAAGAAGGGCAAUGGUGAGUUUGGAGGUGAAGAUUUGAUUGAUGUUCUACUACGAGUCAUGGAGAGUGGAGAAUUGAACACUCCAAUCACAAAUGAGAAUAUCAAAGGAGUUAUUUUUGACAUUUUUAUGGCGGGAUCUGAAACAGCAGCUACAACAAUUCUUUGGGCGUUGGCGGAAAUGAUAAGAAAUCCAAAUGUUAUGGUUAAAGCACAACUUGAAGUUCGAGAAGUCUUAAAUGGAAAUAAAACAUAUGAGGAUACAAAUUUAGAAGAGUUGAAGUAUCUAAAAUUAGUGAUUAAAGAAACAUUAAGGUUACACCCUCCUAUUACUCUAUUACCAAGGCAAUGCAGAGAAGAAACAAAAAUUGACAAAUACACAAUACCCAUCAAAACCAACAUUAUAGUGAAUGCAUGGGCAAUUGGAAGAGAUCCUACAUAUUGGCAUAAUUCAGAAAAUUUUAUACCGGAGAGAUUUGAAAAUAAUUCUAUUGAUUUCAGAGGAAAUCAUUUUGAAUUUGUUCCAUUUGGCGCAGGAAGAAGAAUAUGUCCAGGGUUAUUAUUCGGAUUAGUGAAUGUAGGACAUCCUUUAGCUCAGUUACUUUAUCACUUCGAUUGGAAGACUCCUUAUGGAGUCAAUCCAGACAAUUUAGACAUGACCGAAACAGAUGGAGCAACCGCCAGAAGAAAAGAAGAUCUUUGUUUAAUUGCUACUCCGUUUAAUUUCUCUUAAAAACAUAAUAGACUUGAGAACUUUGUUCCUUGUUUGAAGUACGUAGUUGUACUUUUCACUAAUUGCAGCUUGUUUAUCAACCGGAGAUGGAUAAGAAGAUAAAAAAGUUUAUUUUACAAUAACUACAUAUCUUUACAUGGUAUAUCUAUAUUUAUGCAUGCGUGUGAUUUUGUGAUGAUUGUACUUGAAUUCUCUUUUCCUACUUUGGUGGGUUA
This is a messenger RNA of Lycium ferocissimum, 2541 nucleotides long. RefSeq names its product premnaspirodiene oxygenase-like. Lineage: Eukaryota; Viridiplantae; Streptophyta; Magnoliopsida; Solanales; Solanaceae. The record is from RefSeq and is a predicted model, not a curated record. The transcript is spliced from 2 exons. Bases 800 to 2326 code for a protein of 508 amino acids. Gene Ontology annotation, molecular function: oxidoreductase activity, acting on paired donors, with incorporation or reduction of molecular oxygen; iron ion binding; heme binding.